Molecule: messenger RNA, 837 nt
Organism: Acanthosepion pharaonis
Lineage: Eukaryota; Metazoa; Mollusca; Cephalopoda; Sepiida; Sepiidae
Source: the annotation of a GenBank genome assembly
AUGGUUUUCAGGCGGUAUGUACUUUUAAAUAUAUACAGUGUUGCAUUCAUAAAGUAUUGGCGUAUUUUUAAUUGUGUAUGCUAUAAAAUCAACUCGACGAUUUUCACACAACUCUUCCCUCUCUGUUUUCCCAUCUCUUUCCUUUCCUCUCUCCUUCUCUCUCGCCUUCUCUUUCUUCUAUUUCUCUUUCUCUUUCUCUCUCUCUCUCGCUUUCCCCCUCUCUCUCUUUCCCUUUCUCACUUUCCCGCUCUCUGUUUUGUCCCUUUCUACCCAUUUCGCUUUCCCCUCUCUCCUCCUCCUUCCCUCUCUCUCUUCUUCCUAUCUCUUUACAACUCUCACUCUUUACCCUUUCUCUUUAUCCUCCUCUUUCUUUUCUUCCCUCAUUUCCCCCACCUAUCGGUGGUUUUCCCUGUUUUUUUUUCUCUCUCUCUCUCUUCCCCCCUCUCUCUUGCCUCUCUCUAUUUCCCCCCUUUCUCUCUUUCCCUUUCCUCUUUUGCCCUCUUUUCCCUCUCUCUCUUUUCCUCUCUCUUCACACUCUCUAUCUUCACCCCCUCUCUCUCUUCCCUUUCUCUUUUUUCCUCCAACUCUUAUCCCUCUCUCUCUCUCUCUUCCCCCUCUCUUUUCCUCUCUCUCUUUACACCUCGCUAUUUACCCUCUCUAUCUCUCUUUACCCCUCUCUCUCUCUUUUCAUCCCUCUCUUUACUCCUUCUCUCCCUCUCGGUUGCUUCUCUCUCUUCUACCUUUCUCUCUUCUCCCUCUCUCUUUCCCUCUUUCUUUCCCUCUUUCUUUUACGCUCUAAUACUUCCAAGUGCACACGCAUACAAAUUAUGGUCAUAA